AUGUUGAUUGAUAUGAGAAAAACCGUUUUUUGGUUAUUCAUAUGCAUCGGCGUCAUCUUCAUCAUUAUUGGAACGUUCUUGCUUGUCGGAAUUCCAAUUGAUGGCCUAGUUGAUGACCAAGUCGUGAAGGUAAGUUAUUUGAUAAGUUAAGUAAUCAUAUGCAGAUAUCUGAGGUACCUAUAAGAGAAACUUGUGCUGGUUCGAGAAUUUUGAGGCAUUAUUUGAUGAGUAAAUUUUUGGAAGGGGAUCUUUACUGUGCAUUCGAAAAUUUAUAUUUUUAACACAGGAAAAUCAGGAUAGUACCAUAAUUUGUCUACAAAUAUACCUACCUCUCAAAAUGGAUCGUGAAGACCCCAUAAUAUUCAUCGACAACAAUAAUGCCGUGUUCAAUUUGAUUCCGCGAAAUGCAAAAUGAUCUCUGACUCUCCAAAAUUUAGUGAUCUUUUCCUUUCUCUAACGGGUAUUUUGCAUUUCGCGGAAUCAAAUUGAACACGGCAUAAUAAUCCAUCGUGUGACCUCCAGUAUACCUUUUAGCUAUAUCUGAGCCAUAUCGGAGUCUCCCUCAAGUCUAUAUCUCAUUUUUUUCAAAGUCCUUAAAAGUAUACUCGAUGUACCAUCGUUAGACUUCAUACCCUGCGAUAUACCUCAGAGGGUAUCGCGCUACCCUUUCUCGAUUCGUCUAUGAAUUUUGUAACUUGUAAUUUCUUUCCUUCUAAGAAACAUAAACUUUAAAAAAAUUCUAAAUAUGUAAAGGUUGCAAUUAGAAGGACGGAAAAUUUCAAAUUCCGCAUUAAAAAAUCUGUCAAUAAUACAAUGCAAUACCUUUCUUUUGUUUUUUUCACCGACUUUAACUUUAAGCGUGACUGGCUUGGUUAUACGACCGAUAAAAACGGCUCGCGAGUUCUGAACGACAUCACAAAUUCGUGGUUGGAGCCGACGUACGAGAUGAAGUUGAACAUCUGGAUGUUCAAUGUGACUAACGUCGACGACGUGGUCAAACGUCAGGCAAAACCGCACUUGGACGAAAUCGGCCCUUUUGUUUUUGAGUAAGAACUCAUCAAAAAAAAAACUUUUUUUCUUUGAUUUCUGCGUUUUAGGGAACACCAAAAGAAGAUUCUGAACGGUUUUAUCCUUAACGAUACUCGCGUGAUAUACAGGAACCUCCGAUUCUACCAUUUCAAUAGGAAUGCGUCGUGUCCAUCAUGUAACCUCGAUUCUCGCUUCGUCAUUCCCAACAUUGUUUUUCAGGUUAUUGUAACUUUAUAAUUUGGUAGAAAAAAUGAUUCUCUAUUACUCUUCGUCAACUUUUGUAUUUCAAGAAUUAAAAAAUGAGAAAUUGGUCGAAUUUAAAAAUUUCUGGGUUCCAGAAGCUUGUGGAUGCUGCCGACGAGACCAUUUUCGGAGUUCCCAUUCGUAUCGCCGUCGAAUCGGUUCUUCGCCUCUCUAAAGAAGGCCCUUUUGUGACGGUGAGGAAGGUUCCUGAAUAAUAAUAGAAAUCAUAAGAUUCAGGUGACAGCACGGGAAGCUUUGUUCGACGGAUAUCACGAUCAACUUGUCGACCUUGUUUGUGAGAACAAGGUGCUCAAGUUCAUGUGCGAAAUCGGAGUUGUGCAGAAAAAAAUUGGUUUCUUCUAUGGCGUGAGUUUGUUACUUCCUUGGUAGUUUUGUUCUGGCGCGAUAAUUGUUCAAGAAAAAAUAUACUUCAUUCUUUCCGGCCUUUUUUUCAAAUCGAACUUUCAGCAAAACGGAACAUCGGUGGACGGGACCUUUGAAGUUGGAACUGGUCAGACGGAACCUCGAGACAUUGGCCACGUCUUUUUGUGGAACAACUUGACGCAAAUGCCCAACGACACUUGGGACACGCCAGAGGCACGGGCUAUCAACGGAUCGGAUGGUCAGCUAUUUGCGCCGCUGAUGAAGUCUCGCGACCGUCUCUACAUUUUCGUGCCUCAAAUUUGCAGGUAUAGUCUAGAGCUGCUGACCAGACCGGGGCGACCGCAACGCGCUUCAGAGCGCCUCGCCCCGCGAAGCGGUCACACCGUUAAAAGAUUUCUUCAGAGUUACUUAAUGAUAUAAAUGAACUUUCACUUUAUUCGAAAAACAGAUUUCUUAAUUAGUCGUUACUCUGUGGAUUUUUUCACUUAAACUUCGUUUGAACUUAUAUACUCAGCGGAGCGGGGCGCCCUGUCAGCAGCACUAGUAUAGUCUGUUUGCCACGACGUGAAAUUUCAUCGAAUGAGAUUCCGCUGUUCCGCUGCGUGCGGUCGCGAAGCGUCUUUGCCUUUGAAAGAGGGUAGGAAGAAAUUUUGGGUCCGCGAGUAUUCAGAAGCGUGAAUUGUGCAUACACCAAUCUUGGGCACACGGCAUUGAAAAACUAUUCUUGGAAAUAUUCACUUCUUUUUUGAUUUUGAAAGACGCAGAUACGCGAAAAAUGUGAAGUCGCGGCAGACGGACUCUAGCGGGUGCUCCCGUGAAGUCUCUGAGAUCUUUUCAAAGUGUUUUCGACCCAUGUUGAACCCUGAAAUGGGAUUUAAUUGGGUCUCCCAUUUUUAUUUCGUUUUAGAACAAUCCAAAUGGAGUACGCGGCGCCAGUCGAGUUUGACGGUGUCACGGGCUGGAGAUACAAUCCGCCGACCGAUUUUUACGACCCAGCCUUACCCAAAAACAUUGGUUUCUGCAACAAAAACGGUUCUCCUCGCUUUUUCGCCAAUAAGACGGUUCAGCCGGGUAGGUUUCAAUUGGUAUAACAAUUACUUCAUUCCUUCUCCUCAGACUCUUGUCUUCCCGCUGGAUUCAUCGACUUGAGCCGCUGUCAGGCGGGCUCGCCUCGUGUUUACCUGUCGCAGCCACACUUUUACAGUUCUCCUAAUGAGGUUUCAGUUGAUUCUACGAGUACAUCACAUACAUCUCUGCCGUUCCCAUUACGUCUCGUGGGAACGGCGGAGAUUUCGACUCCGCUCACCGCGUUUUUGGUUUCGCAUUCUCUUCCAGUAACAAAAACACCGUAAGGCAAGAUUUUUGGAAAAGAAAAGCCUUCAAUUACACUUCUUCUUCUCUAAAAAAUGAGUAGACUUUACUGUAGUGACUCCUCGAGCGUCCAGACGAGAUUACUCUUAAAAGACAGAUCUUUCACCUUGUGCUAAUAAUUAUAACUCAGGUGUGGCAGGCGGUGAGCGGAAUGGCUGAGCCUCGUAAAGACAAAGAUGAAACCUACUUGGACAUUGAACCAACGGCGGGAGUUCCUAUUCGGGCCAACCGUCUGAUGCAAAUCAAUGUUGGAAUGGUUAAAGGCAGCCUCGCGUACGUCGUUCAAAUUCCAAGUAUCAUCUCCUGAGAUCAUGUUCAGAAUGACGGCCAAUAUGACCAAUGUUAUUGUACCCGUUCUGUGGAUCAACGAAACGGCCGUUUUCGACCCGGAUACUCGGAGUCAACUACAGGCGCUCGGUACUGUCAGGUGAAUUCCACGGUUUUCCUUCUAAAUUUUCAAACGGGGCGGAAACCGUUUAAGAAAAACUAUAUGCAGUACCGAUAAUAAAGAACACUCAAGCUUUAUUCGCCUUUUUAAUUGGGCUACACCGGCUUGAGGAGAAAAGCGGAACUUUUCAGAAUUGUGUUAAUUUUACUAAUCUCACAAAAAAAAAAUCUUUUUGAUUGCUUUUGAAGGAUUCAGUCCAAAAAUGAACCUGGUCGGGCAGGCGGUGUUAUUUUCUGGUUCGGCUCGAACGGUAGAGAAGAAGUCAAAAAUCUCUUAUAUCCGUCCACUCUGAACCACUCGAAUUUUCCGCAAUAAAAUUAGUUUAAAAAUUUUUUGGCAGUUCGAAUUCUGAAGCGCUUUGAAAGUUUCACGUUUGCUGAAAACUCGGAAACUACUGUUUACGCAUUUUGAAGUUCAACGUCUACUAUAGUCGUAAUUUUAAUGUCAAGAAAAAAAAAGUUUACGUGAAAGAUUUAUGGACCAUCUUUUUUUUUUAAAGAAGGUUUGCAUUCGUUGGUGGUAUCUCGACACUGGCGUUGGGUUUGCUGGCGUGGCUUGGCGCUGUUCUCGGAGUUGUUGUUCGACAGGUACUGACCGAAACGGAAAAAAGAAUAAGCUUCUAUCGGUUCUCAUUUCAGAGAGACUACAGCGAGUUGCAAUCAGACCACGGAGAAGAACCGCGGGUGGGUCACGAGAACUUUGCGGUAAACGCGGCAUUGGCACCCUCCACAGAGAUGAAUUCCGGCGUCGAUCUCGACCUCUGA
Messenger RNA from Caenorhabditis auriculariae, 4239 nucleotides. The record is from the annotation of a GenBank genome assembly. NCBI's taxonomy places the organism in Eukaryota, Metazoa, Nematoda, Chromadorea, Rhabditida, Rhabditidae.